Messenger RNA from Xyrauchen texanus (razorback sucker), 2997 nucleotides. RefSeq names its product CTF18, chromosome transmission fidelity factor 18 homolog (S. cerevisiae) (gene chtf18). The transcript has 22 exons. Gene Ontology annotation, molecular function: ATP binding; ATP hydrolysis activity. Lineage: Eukaryota; Metazoa; Chordata; Actinopteri; Cypriniformes; Catostomidae. The record is from RefSeq and is a predicted model, not a curated record. The coding region runs from base 88 to 2988 and encodes 966 amino acids.
UGUAUUUGUUCGCUCUGCCCCUACAUAUGUAAAAAAAAUAGUUCUAUUAUUGACUGUUAUCUGCCAAAACAGAAAUCAACCACAAUCAUGGACGAAUAUGAUGACAUGUACGGGAUCGAAGAUGAUUUUGAGCAACAGUUUGCGGAUGAACUGGAAGUGAUGGCGGAAAUGGACCGUGAGUCAGACAGAUUUGAGCCUCCACUAUGUGCAAAAGUGUCUGAAUUACGCAAUAAGAAACAGAUCUCACAGACGUUUGAGGAGGCCAUCGGGUCAGGUGACCUGCCAUCAAGUAAAUCGGUGAAUAACCAGCAUCUUGUGAGCACCACAGCGAGCAUCUCACCUCCAGCAUGUGAGGACGAGGAGUCCUUGACCCCUAAACCCAAGAAACGGAGACAAGAUGUGGUGAAAAAGCUUGAGUUUUGUGUUGAACAUGGUGAUGACAUCACCCCUCCUUCUUCCCCAGAGAUUUACGAUAAGUCAGCGAGACAUGGGCCUGGAGUUUCGCUGACUUUCAGUCCUGUCAGACCAGCAGCUACCAAGAUAUCAACCAAUGUGUUGGAUAUUAGUGGACUGGCAGCUUUGCAGGAGUCACCAAAGAGGAUCACUGCAGCAAGACGCCAUUCCCAAAAACGAACGCCAGCAAUCGGAGAUUACAUCACUGUCACAGACUCCAUGGGGAACAGAGUCUAUCUUAGUAAGAAAGAGGAAGAGGAGAAGGCGCCAGACCCAAGAGCCUUCCGUAACUCAUUGAAUGGACUCGGACUGCUAGCUGUUCCCAUUGAAGUGCUGAAAGAACAAAUUGCAGAGCGACGCCAUCGACAAAUGGUUGAAGAAUCUCAAAAACUGACAGAACUGAUGAAUAGUGGUAUAGAUCCAGAGCUUCUAGCAGAAGAGCAGACAGACUCUGGUGUGGAUGGUGAGAGUAGGGAAGAAGGCUCUUCCUCUCGGCUGUGGGUGGAUCAGUUCUCGCCAAAGCACUACACAGAGCUACUGAGUGAUGAUUUCACUAACCGCUGUCUGCUGAAGUGGCUGAAGCUUUGGGACACUGUGGUCUUUGGGAGAGAGAGGAAAAUCCGUCCAGCUCCUGCAGACGCAAGAUCGAAUUUUACAAACGCUCAAAACCAAAACCAAUCUCAGCGUUUCAAAACCAAGAGUCAAAUCACAGAAGAGAUCCUGGAGGCUGAACUAGACCAGUACAAAAGACCGAAAUUUAAGGUGGCACUUUUAUCAGGUCCUCCUGGACUGGGGAAGACCACGCUUGCUCAUAUUAUUGCAAAACAUGCCGGAUACAAUGUGGUGGAAAUCAAUGCUAGUGAUGACCGGAGUGCAGAGCUCUUCCAGAAACGUAUUGAUACAGCGACACAGAUGAAGUCAGUCCUGGGAGCCAAUGAGAAGCCCAACUGCCUUAUUAUAGAUGAAAUUGAUGGAGCUCCUUCUGCUGCCAUCAAUAUCUUAUUGGCCACCUUGAACAGGAAGGAUAGCAAAGAGGUGGAGGAGUCAGGCGUUAAUGCCUUGAAAAAGAAAAAGAAGAAACAAACUGUGCUGCUUAGACCAAUUAUUUGCAUCUGCAAUGACCUUUAUGUGCCAGCUCUGAGGCCCCUGAGACAGCAAGCGUUCCUAUUGGCCUUUCCACAGACACUGCCCUCCCGCUUGGCUCAAAGACUGACUGAGAUCACACGUCGUCAGGGUAUGAAGGCAGAUACUGGCACUCUGAUGAUCUUGUGUGAAAAGACCGAGAAUGACAUUCGUGCUUGCAUCAACACAUUACAGUUUUUACACAGCCGUGGACAGAAGCACUUGGAUCAGCGCAGUGUUAGUUCCAUGUGUGUUGGGUUGAAAGAUCAAAACAAGGGACUCUUCUCAGUUUGGCAGGAAAUCUUCCAGCUUCCUCGAUUGAAAAGGAAGCGGAUUGGUGGAGAUCCUUUUGGAGGUUUUGAUGAGGCGGGGCCUAAAGAUGGCGUACAAAGACUUCAGCACAUCUUACACGUGGUCUCAUCUAAUGGAGAGCAUGAGAAACUUACUCAGGGUUUGUAUGAUAACUUCCUCAGUAUGAAGCUUAAGGACCCAGGGAUGUUGGGUGUGUGUGCAGGGCUUGACUGGUUGUGUUUCACCGACCUGUUGAAUGAGUGCGUGUUACAUGGACAAAACUACACUCUCAUGCGAUACCUCCCUUUCCUGCCCGCUGCCUUCCACCACCUAUACGCUGCAAACUCUGUCCCACGCAUCAGUUACCCACACAGCCACUAUGAGGCUUUAACUAAAACCCAACACACAAAGAAUGCACUGAUUGCCAUGUUGAAUGACAUCCCACCUGCUGUACAGAGUCGUGUUUGCAUGAACAAUCUCUGUUUGGACAUUCUCAGCCUUCUACUGGAUCUCAUCUCCCCCAAACUGCGGCCAGUGAACCCUCAGCUUUACAGCACCAGGGAAAAGCAGCAGCUCUAUGAUUUGAUCGACACCAUGAUCAACUACAACCUGACCUACAGACAAGACCGCUCACCAGAGGGACAGUACGCUUAUGUGCUGGAGCCUAAUGUGGAAGAUGUGGUGCGGUUUCCUGGUUUGCCUCCGCGGAGGCAGUUAACCUAUCAGGUGAAGCAGCUGAUCGCCAGAGAGACGGAACUAGAGAAGAUGAGGAGGUUGGAGAGGGCCCAACAGAAACGCAACCCACAAAAAACUGAGGUAGUUAAAAAAGAUCCAGAGGAGAAGAAAGCGGACGUUAAGAAACCGACGAGCAUGAACCAUCAGCUGAGGCUGGAAAACAUUGUUAAACAGACUGUGGUGGAAAGCAGGCCUGAAUUGGAUUUCUUUGGACGAGCCAUUGAACCCAAGGAAAAGCUUGUUGUCACCACUACAAGUGAAGAUGGCAAAGAAGGUGCGGUUGUGCAGAUCGGUAAAGCUGUGGGUAACAGUGAUGUUUGGUUUCGCUUCAAUGAGGGCGUCUCCAAUGCAGUGCGUAGAAAUGUUUACAUUCGGGAGUUACUUUAAAGUGUUGUG